Molecule: messenger RNA, 1111 nt
Organism: Populus nigra (black poplar)
Lineage: Eukaryota; Viridiplantae; Streptophyta; Magnoliopsida; Malpighiales; Salicaceae
Product: transcription factor bHLH148
Exons: 2
Coding region: 253-948 (231 amino acids)
Biological process (GO): regulation of DNA-templated transcription
Molecular function (GO): protein dimerization activity
Source: RefSeq, a predicted model, not a curated record
CUCCACCACCGUUUUCUCUAUUUCUCCUUUAACACACAGCCCCCCCCUCUCCGCCUCACUAAAAUUCUCCCUUCUUUCGUAAAUACUCGAUAUCUUCAUCAUUGAUAGCUCCAUCCUUGCUGUUGUUGAAACCUCAAGAUCGAUCCCCCCCUCUCUCUGGAAGAAACAGAAAGGAGGGAUGAGUUGACAGAAAAACUGGAUUUUGAUAGACUAUAUUAUCACCACCAAGACACAACACUGAAAGGAUUGGUGAUGAUGAUGGCAUCAUCAACAACAACAACGUCAGUGGCAGCAGUGAAUACGAACGCCAACAUCAACACGGAUCGAACAAGAAGGAAAAAGAAGAAGAAAUCCCUCUUGCAACAGCACCAAUCAAAACAGAACCAAAACUCCCAGAGCCACGCCAAAUGGAAAACAGAAGCACAACAACAAAUCUACUCAUCCAAACUUAUCCAGGCCUUAAGCCAAGUCAAUCUCAACCCCUCAUCUUCAUCAGCUCCACGUCAAGGUCGAGCCGUUAGAGAGGUUGCUGAUCGAGCUUUAGCUUUUGCUGCUAAAGGUAAAACCAGAUGGAGCCGGGCCAUUCUGACAAACCGGAUCAAACUCAAAUUUCGGAAACAGCAACAUAAGCGACAGAGACUUGCGUCUUCGUCUUCUUCAGGAUCUACUGUUGUUACAACUGCGAGUAAUAGCCGGUCGUCGAGGAAGCAUAAAGUGAGUGUUUUGAGGCUGAAGGGGAAGUGUUUGCCGGCUGUUCAAAGAAAAGUUCGUGUUCUUGGCCGAUUAGUUCCCGGUUGCCGGAAACAACCAUUGCCAAUUAUCUUGGAAGAAGCUACAGAUUACAUUGCUGCUCUGGAGAUGCAAGUUAAAGCCAUGUCUGCUAUAGCUGAGCUGCUUUCUCGCUCUUCCUCUGGAGCCGGCUCUUCCUUGGAGCCGAUGAGCUCCUGAUAGGCUUGUAAUGACAGAUGUCGUGUUCUGUUUUUUUCCCAUAUAUAUUUUUUCUUCUAGCUCCGUUAGAUACUCGUCUUUCCUCUUCUUUUUUUCUUGGAAAAAAACAGUGUUCUAAUUUCUUUGUUUUGAAUCCUCAAGAAAUGUUAAUUGAUUAUAAUAA